AUGGCUGAUCGAGAGCAUAAAAAGGAGAGUCAAGGAAUAGCACUGUUUGUCAGCCCACUUAUGAACCUAUUCCAAGUGACAAAAUACUACCAGUAUGUCCAGGCUUUCGUGUAUGCAGUUAAGGAGAUCAAUGAGAAUCCCAGGAUUUUACCAAAUGCUACACUGGGAUUCCACAUCUAUGACAGCUACUUCAACGAAAAGUUGACAUAUCAAACCACUCUGAACCUUCUUUUUAGCCAGAAAAGGACAGUCCCCAACUACAAGUGUGGCACAAAGAACAAUCUGAUAGCUGCCGUUGGGGGACUCGAUGCUGAAACCUCCUUUUACAUGGCUACCAUCUUAGGCAUCUAUAAGAUCCCGCAGGUCUCUUAUUAUUUAUUUGGUCCUUCUCGGAGUUCUAAUACCCAGUUCCCUUUCAUGUACCGCGUGGUCCCCAAUGAAGAGUAUCAAUACAUUGGAAUUGUUCAAUUACUUCUGCAUUUUGAGUGGUCGUGGGUUGGGAUCAUAACAGAGGAUAAUGAUAAAGGAGAAAAUUUUGUGGGAACCUUGAUGCCAAGACUUUCACAAAACGGCAUCUGUGCAGCAUUCACUGACAAGAUGCCAGCUCUGACAGACUUCUCUGAAAUAUUUGAAGGGUACAUGAAGGCAGAGAGUAUGCUUCAUCUUUUCAAGAACAACACAGUCAAAGCACUUGUUGUAUUUGCAGAAACUCAUUCUACAAUGAUUUUAAAAUAUUUUCUAGUACAAGCAGGAGAUAUGGCAGAUGCUCAAGGAAGAAUGUGGAUUCUGACAGCCCAGUGGGACUUCCCAGCAGUGCAGUUUCACAGGAAUUGGGAUAUACAAGUCUUCCAGGGAGCCUUGUCUUUUGCAGUCCACUCCACCGAGGUACAGGAAUUCAAAAAUUUCCUUCUGACCAUAAAUCCCUACUCAGCCAAUGGAGACAAGUUCAUCCAAGAAUUCUGGGCACAAGCUUUUGACUGUGUAUUUUUAGAUUCCCCUAUGGAUGGAGAGAACGAUGGGACCUGCACUGGGAAGGAGAAGCUGGAGAGUCUUUCUGGACCAUUUUUUGAAAUGAGCAUGACUCCCCAAAGCUAUAGUAUAUACAAUGCUGUUUACGUCAUAGCACAUGCUUUAAACACCAUGUACUCAUUGAAGUCCAAGCCCAGAGUGGUUGCAACACUUCCAAACCUUCAACCAUGGCAGAUUCAUCAUUUCCUGAAGAGAAUCUCCUUUAACAACCGUGCCGGGGACCAGUUGUCUUUGGAUGAGAAAGGUGAAUUAGAAAGUGGAUUUGAUAUUAUAAAUUGGGUUACUUUCCCUAACAAAUCCUUUUCAAGGGUGAAAGUGGGAAGGAUGGAUCCAUGGGCUUUUCCAGGCACAGAGUUCAUGAUUAGUGAGGAGAUCAUCACAUGGCACAGCAAAUUUAUGCAGAUGUCACCCUCUUCAGUGUGCAAUGACAAAUGCAGCCCAGGUUCUAUUAGGAAAAAGAAAGAUGGGGAACCAUUCUGUUGCUACGACUGUGAUGCAUGUCCAGAAGAGAUGAUUUCUGUUGCCAUGGACAUGGACAAGUGCAUCAGAUGUCCAGCAGAUCAGUAUCCAAAUAAACACCAAGAUGGAUGCCUUCCCAAACUUUUAAACUUUCUGGCUUAUGAGGAAACUUUGAGCAUCAUUUUAGCUUUCUUGGCACUUUCGUUUUCUGUGAUCACAGCUUUGGUACUCAGGAUAUUCAUUAAAUACAAAAACACCCCCAUUGUCAAAGCCAACAAUCGAAGUCUCACCUACACUCUGCUGGUCUCUCUCCUGCUCUGCUUCCUCUGUUCAUUGUUGUUCAUUGGGAGGCCUCAGAGAGCAACCUGCCUGCUACGACAAACAACCUUUGGCAUCAUCUUCUCCAUGGCUGUUUCUUCUGUGUUGGCAAAAACGACCACUGUGGUUUUGGCAUUCAUGGCUACAAGGCCAGGAUCCAGAGUAAGGAACUGGGUGGGGAAAAAACUGGCAACUUCAAUUGUUCUCUCCUGUUCUCUCAUUCAAGGAGCUAUUUGUACUGUAUGGCUCUGUACUGCUCCUCCUUUCCCAGAUUUGGACAUGGACUCUCUGUCUAAAGAAAUUGUGGCUGAAUGUAACGAAGGGUCUGCCUCUAUGUUUUACUAUGUUCUGGGAUACAUGGGAUUCCUGGCUCUUGUCAGCUUCAUUGUGGCUUUCUUUGCUAGGACAUUGCCCAGCACUUUUAAUGAGGCGAAAUUCAUCACUUUCAGCAUGCUGGUGUUUUGCAGUGUGUGGGUCUCUUUCGUUCCAACUUACCUGAGCACAAAGGGAAAAUACAUGGUGGUGGUUGAGAUCUUCUCCAUCUUGGCUUCAAGUGUUGGGUUGUUGGGUUGUAUCUUUUCCCCCAAAUGUUAUAUAAUUGCUCUAAGGCCUGAGUUGAACAGCAAGGAACACUUAACAAGGAGAAAUAACUAA
Lacerta agilis (Sand lizard) is the source of this 2460-nucleotide messenger RNA. Its product is annotated as vomeronasal type-2 receptor 26-like. Bases 1 to 2460 code for a protein of 819 amino acids. Gene Ontology annotation, biological process: G protein-coupled receptor signaling pathway. The record is from RefSeq and is a predicted model, not a curated record. NCBI's taxonomy places the organism in Eukaryota, Metazoa, Chordata, Lepidosauria, Squamata, Lacertidae. The transcript is spliced from 6 exons. Gene Ontology annotation, molecular function: G protein-coupled receptor activity. Gene Ontology annotation, cellular component: membrane.